CACGACAACCAUCGGCCCGGGCCGGGACUGGCCGGUGCACAGGCGCGGUGGACCCUGGACAGGCUGUACUGAAAUGCAGCGUUGUCGAGCAUCUCUCCCGCAGCUACGACAUGGUGCACUUUGGUCACGCCAACUCGCUACGUCAGGCCAAAGCCAUGGGCGACUACCUGAUGGUGGGGGUGCACAGUGACGCCGAGGUCACCGAGCACAAGGGGCCGCCCGUGUUCACCGAGGAGGAACGGUACAAAAUGGUACGCGCCAUCAAAUGGGUGGACGAGGUAGUGGAAGCCGCCCCUUAUGUUACAACACUGGAGACACUGGACAAGUACGGGUGUGACUUCUGCGUACACGGAGAUGACAUUACGAUGACUGCCGAGGGGGUCGAUACCUACCAUAUCGUCAAGGCGGCCAACCGAUACAAGGAGUGUCAGCGCACGCGGGGUGUCUCCACCACCGACCUGGUCGGACGGAUGCUGCUCAUGACCCGGACCCACUUCAAGACUGGCAAGGACGAGUACUCUGUUGGUCUGCCGCCGGAGCCGUCCCUGGAGCACGGCGCCACGGCACACAGUCCGUGGACGGGCGUCACUCAGUUCCUGCCCACCACGCGGCAGCUGAUCCAGUUCUCGUCCGGACGGGCGCCCAAGCCCGGUGACCGUGUGGUGUACGUGGCCGGCGCGUUUGACCUGUUCCACGUCGGUCACCUGGACUUUCUGGAGAAGGCGGCGGCCGAGGGCGACUUUCUGAUCGUUGGACUCCACACGGACCCCAUUGUGAACCGCUACAAGGGCUACAACUACCCGAUCAUGAACCUGCACGAGCGGACGCUCUCUGUUCUGGCGUGCCGCUACGUGGGGGAGGUGGUGAUCGGCGCCCCGUACGCGGUCACCGCUGAGCUGAUGGACCAUUUCCGGGUGGAUGUGGUGUGUCACGGCCACACGCCGGUGGCAGAGGAUGUCGACGGAUCAGAUCCCUACUUGGAACCGAAGAGACGCGGCAAGUUCAAAUCUCCGGUGUCUGGAAAUGACAUGACCACGCAGAAGAUUGUGGAGAGAAUCAUCGAGCACAGGAUGGAGUUCAUGCUACGAAACCAGAAGAAGGAAAAGAAGGAGCUGGCUGCCUACGAGGCGUUCGAAAAGUCUAAACAGGCGGAGCGCGCGGACCACGCGGGUGACCAGUGAUGGAGCCUGGGGGAUGGGAUGGAGCGGAGGGGGAGGGGUGUCAUACCGGCGGGUCCUGUGACUUGUGAGAGUGUCGAGAUUUGAUUGUGUGCUUAUGUAGUUAUAUUCGAUUGAAAAUAUGUAUUAUAUCUAUUUUAACCGGGUAUUUAAAACGAUCACCACCGUAAUUCAGGCGUAGUUCGGGUUUUAUUCGAUUGAAAUAUCUAUUAUAUCCAUUAAAUGACCGCGUAUUUAAAACGUUCAGCACCGUUAUUCAGUCAUGGUAGCUCGAGUUUCAUCUACUCGGGUUUAACGCCUCGGACGACAAAAUCAGUUGAUAUGGGAUGCGGGAUGAUACGAUAGCCAGUUGGUGCCAGUAUUUUAACUGUUUGCUCAGUUUUAAUUAUUAUUAGGGCUCAAUUGAUUAACUAUUUAACGUCAUAAGUCAGUUAUGUCAAAAAGCCUUUAGUUGCACUGAGUUGGUCUAGGGGUUUGUGUUCUUUACGAGGAAUCUUCAUAGUAUGUACAAUGUUCAUUCUCCGUAAGGAUAGGUGAUAUAUCUUAUUCUUCGACAAUAUGGCCAUCUGUGCUGGAUAGCCCCAAAAGCGGGUUUCGUGAGGCCAAGCGAAAGGAAAUGCACCCAGCAUUCACGGAUAAUGCACCCAUGCUAUUCUAGGCCGAAAGCAGUUAUUCCAGCUAUCACUGAAGAGCCUGUGUUUUAAUUACAGCGUGUAUGUAUUUUGAAUGGGUAGAUGGCUGGCUAGUCGGUGUCUCAAUUCAGGAAACCAGAGCUUUUUACAGUUUCAUAUGGGUCGAAUGUGUAAGCCAUUUAGUUAUCUGUUUUGGGCGGGACCUGUUGAGAUUUUCCGAUAUUUCGCUAUGUUGGCGGCGCGCAGCCUUUAUUGUUAGUGUGAUUAUUUAUCCCCGGGAGAUGUUUGUGGACUGCGGCAACCAGUCCAGUGUCUAUUCAUUGCUCAUUCGAGAGAGAACGCUGAUCGGUGAAAUGUGCGGUUAGCUGUAUGGUUUAAUAAAAUAUAGCAGCAGA
Amphibalanus amphitrite is the source of this 2205-nucleotide messenger RNA. RefSeq names its product ethanolamine-phosphate cytidylyltransferase-like. The transcript has 10 exons. Lineage: Eukaryota; Metazoa; Arthropoda; Thecostraca; Balanomorpha; Balanidae. The coding region runs from base 111 to 1181 and encodes 356 amino acids. Gene Ontology annotation, molecular function: ethanolamine-phosphate cytidylyltransferase activity. Gene Ontology annotation, biological process: phosphatidylethanolamine biosynthetic process. The record is from RefSeq and is a predicted model, not a curated record. Gene Ontology annotation, cellular component: cytoplasm.